Messenger RNA from Kwoniella shivajii, 3252 nucleotides. RefSeq lists its product as uncharacterized. Lineage: Eukaryota; Fungi; Basidiomycota; Tremellomycetes; Tremellales; Cryptococcaceae. Gene Ontology annotation, cellular component: 90S preribosome; nucleolus. Gene Ontology annotation, biological process: rRNA acetylation involved in maturation of SSU-rRNA. The record is from RefSeq and is a predicted model, not a curated record. Gene Ontology annotation, molecular function: 18S rRNA cytidine N-acetyltransferase activity; tRNA binding; ATP binding. Bases 1 to 3252 code for a protein of 1083 amino acids. The transcript has 10 exons.
AUGAGGAAGCAAUUAGAUCCACGUAUACCGGCUUUGAUCAAUAAUGGGGUCAAAUCGAAUCAUAGGAGCUUCUUCGUCAUGGUAGGAGAUAGAGGAAGGGAUCAAGUGGUUAAUCUGCAUUUCCUUCUUUCUCAAGCGAGAGUAUCUUCCAGACCCAACGUAUUAUGGUGUUACAAGAAAGAUCUAGGCUUCACCACCCACAGAAAGAAGAGAGAAGCGAAAAUCAAGAGAGAUGUCAAGAGAGGAAUCAGAGAAGCGAACGAACAAGAUCCAUUCGAAUUAUUCGUCGCUGUAACGGAUAUAAGAUAUACAUAUUAUAAAGAUAGUGCUAAGAUAUUAGGUCAAACUUUUGGAAUGUUGGUUUUACAAGAUUAUGAAGCUAUAACACCUAAUUUAUUAGCAAGAACGAUAGAGACUGUUGAAGGUGGUGGUAUUGUCGUUUUAUUGUUGAAAACAAUGAACAGUUUGAAACAAUUAUAUGCUAUGGCCAUGGACGUUCACUCAAGAUACAGAACAGAUGCACAUCAAUUCGUUCAACCUAGAUUCAAUGAACGAUUCAUUCUGUCGCUAGGAUCGUGUUCAGAUUGCGUGGUAUUAGAUGAUGAGUUGAAUGUCUUACCGUUAUCGAAAGGAAAAGAUAUAACCCUAGGAACUGGUGAAGAUGAUGACAGGGGACGGAAGAGGAAAGCUGAGGAACUCAAGGAUAUGAAACAGAAUUUAGAAGGUGUGGACAUCGUCGGUUCAUUGGCUAAAUUAGCAAAAACCGUUGAUCAAGCAAAAGCACUCCUUACUUUCGUCGAAGCUAUCUCAGAAAAGACCCUAUCAUCCACUGUAGCUUUGACAGCUGCAAGAGGUAGAGGUAAAUCUGCUGCUUUGGGAUUAGCAAUUGGUGCAGCAUUAGCACACGAUUAUUCCAACAUUUUCGUGACUUCACCUGAUCCUGAAAAUCUUAAAACCCUUUUCGAAUUCGUUUUCAAAGCUUUAGAUGCGUUGGGAUACGAAGAACAUAUAGAUUACGAUAUAGUGCAAAGUACGAACCCAGAGUUCAAGAAAGCUAUCGUUAGAGUGAAUAUAUUCAGAGGACAUAGACAAACCAUACAGUAUAUCUCACCUGAGGACUCGCAUGUUCUUGGUCAAGCUGAGUUAGUCAUCAUCGACGAGGCAGCUGCUAUCCCGCUUCCCCUCGUUCGACAGCUCAUCGGUCCUUAUCUCGUUUUCAUGGCUUCUACCAUCAAUGGAUACGAAGGUACUGGACGAUCACUCUCCAUCAAGCUGAUACAGCAAUUGCGGGAACAAACUCGACCUUCGAUAAGUAAAGAUGCUGAAUCAUCAGCAGCAGUUUCAAGUAAUGCUAGUACAUCGAAAGCAUCAGCAGCAGGUCGAUCAGGAGCAGGUUUAGUGAGAUCAUUAAGGGAAAUCAAAUUGGAAGAACCUAUUCGAUACUCACCAGGAGAUCAAGUGGAAAAAUGGUUGAAUAACCUGUUAUGUCUCGACGCUACAGUCGUAUCAAAGAAUGUUCAAGGUUGUCCCCAUCCAUCAAAAUGUGAACUAUAUUACGUCAAUCGAGAUACAUUGUUCUCAUAUCAUCCUGCAUCAGAAGUGUUCUUACAACGUAUGAUGGGUUUAUACGUUGCAAGUCAUUACAAAAAUUCUCCAAACGAUUUACAAAUGCUUUCAGACGCACCGGCACAUCACUUAUUUGUCUUGCUGCCGCCCAUAAAAGAAGAUGACAAUACCUUGCCUGAUCCUUUGGUGGUACUUCAAGUAGCGUUGGAAGGAAAUAUCAGUAGAGAUGUGAUCUUGAAAGAAUUGAGUCAAUCCGGUAUGAGGAGUUCGGGUGAUAUGAUACCUUGGUUGAUAUCGAUGCAGUUCCAAGAUAACGAUUUCGCAAUGUUGUCAGGAGCGAGAGUAGUGAGGAUCGCUACUCAUCCUGAUUACGCAAGGAUGGGUUACGGUUCUCGAGCGAUCGAAGCGUUGAACUCCUUCUAUAGUGGGGAGCUGUAUAACUUUGAUGAUGCACCUGCGGACAUGGGAGAGUCGUUUGAAGAUGCUGCCAAGGUCGGACCCAACGCAACAUUACAAAAUGAUACCGUUUCUAUCCGAGACGCUUCCCGAAUGCCACCAUUACUUCAACGACUAUCUGAACGUAAACCAGAACAACUCGAUUACUUGGGUGUAUCAUUUGGCCUUACACGUGAUUUGUUGAGAUUCUGGAAACGAGCAGGAUUCAUACCGCUUUACGCUAGUCAGAGGGAGAAUGCCUUAACUGGAGAAUAUACAUUUGUGAUGCUGAGAAGCUUGUUGAACAAUGUCGAAUCGACGGAAGGAUGGUUGACAGCUUUCGCUCAAGAUUUCAGACAGAGAUUCAUGAACCUUUUAUCAUAUUCAUCAUUCCAGAAAUUCGAAUCAUCGGUUGCUCUAUCAAUAAUAGAAGCAGCAUCGCCACGACUUCCAGCUGCGUUGAAUUCGCCUAAGAAAACAAUAACAGCAGAAGAAUUAAACGCACUCAUCUCCCCAUUCGAUAUGAAACGACUCGAAUCUUACUCCGAUAGUAUGUUGGAUUAUCACGUUGUCUUGGAUCUCGUACCUAUAUUAGCUAGUUUGUUCUUUGCAAAGAAAUUGGGUGACUGUACUUUAGCGGCUGCGCAACAAGCUAUUCUAUUGGCAUUGGGAUUACAAAGGAAAUCAGUUGAAGUUUUAGAGACCGAGCUAGGUUUGACAUCGACCCAAUCCUUAGCAUUAUUUGGUAAAAUAUUGAGAAAGUUAACGAAACAUCUACAGGAUAUUCAAAAAGAUUCAAUAGCUUCAACUAUCCCAAAUAAUCAACCUAAUGUCAACGGAAGUGGAAGUGGAAGUGGAAGUGGCAAAUUCCAAGCUUUGGAUAAAACGAUAGAGGAAGAAUUGAAAGAUUCAGUAUUAUCACCUUCUUCAAAUGGAAUUUCAGAUGAAGCCAAACAAGCUCAAAAAGAGAUAUUGGAUACGAUCAAUAUGGAACAAUAUGCUUUACCUCAAGAUGAAGGAGAUUGGACUGCAGCUCAAGAACAAGUCAAAAGAUUGGCCACAGCGGGUGAAGAUGGUAAACAAAGAUUGAGCACGACUAUGACUGUCAAAAUCAUUAAAAAUGAUCAACCGACACCUACGAAGAAAGAUGGCAAAGACGGAAAAGACGGAAAAAAGGAUGGGAAAGGGAAAAGAAGAGUGAGCGAAGGUGAUAAAGGUUCCAAAGGCAAAAAAAUGAGAGUGAAAGAAUAA